Molecule: messenger RNA, 1830 nt
Organism: Klebsormidium nitens
Lineage: Eukaryota; Viridiplantae; Streptophyta; Klebsormidiophyceae; Klebsormidiales; Klebsormidiaceae
Source: the annotation of a GenBank genome assembly
GAAGGCUCUAUAUGUGGAGAACAUUGGCCGGUAGGCCAAUGGGGGGCCAAUGUCCCACACCCCUCAAAAAUUCUCUUAAGCCUCAGGUUAAUUUGGCGAGCCAAUCUCUCCACCUCUUAGUUUCUAAUACUGCAGGGGCGAUGUAGGUAGCUAGGAAGGGCGUCCUCCUCAGGGAAGCAACUGGGUUUUGUCUUUUGAUCGAAGCACCACUGGCCAACUUUACAGUAUCAGCAGGAACUUUUGGACUUUAAUAUGGUUACCCUUUAGAAAGCAGAAUUAAGCAGGCUUUCUUUCAAGCGCGGCCCGUGCUGUUUACAUUGACUGCAUUUCAAGGGGCUUGGAAUGGUACAUAGAGCUGUACAUUAGGAACAAAAAGUGCACCACCGCUUGCACUGCUGUUGCUUGUCAAUGAAGUGAGGAGCGGGGGUUCCAUGCUAACCUUGAGGUUAGUUCCAGGUAAGUUGAGUAGCAACACCGUUCUUGGCCCCAACCCAACAGAGAGUUGCAGCUGGUCCAGAGACAUGGCGUUUAUCCAUGCGGCAAGGAACCAACUUAGACUGGGUAUACUUGACAGUCCCGCAGAUGGCAAGGCCUUUCAAAGGGUUCACCAGUCGGGGACUCAAUAUAGUCCAAGUGCGGCAAUACUAGGGAGAAAGAGAUGCUCUUGUUGGACACGACCUCUGUUGAGACCGCAGUUGCCGACGUUCGUCUGGCCCAAUGCGCAAUUGACACCAUUCCAGACAAGUCACGAUAGCAAUCAGAACCCUGGCAGAAAGAGCGUCAGACGGAGGUUGUCAUUGUGCCGGGCAUCCGCCGAUCAAAGUGGGGCUCCCCCGGAGGAGCGGGACUUUUUUGUGGAGAACGAGGGGACGGUGCGGGCCCUGCCAUUGAUCGCGGGCGGAGUCGGGGGCUUGCUGGUGGUUCUCAACCGGGCAGUCUCAGGGAUCGCGGCCGUUGCUGACGCAAGCAGCGCGCAGUCCCGUGCGGACGUCCUGGUGUUGGUCCUCGCCGCGACGCUACUGCUCACGGGGCUCGUCUGGAGAUCGAUCCGGUCCCGGCCGACGGUGUCCGUCGAACUAGACGGCGUGCCGUGCCUCCGCGUAAGCCCGUCGCUACCGAAAGCAGCGAAGGGCGAGCUCCUAUGGGCGUGGGACCUGCUGCAAAGGGCGACCAGAUGCCGGGCUCUCGUGGUAAUCUACCGCAACAAGGUCGCCCUCCAAGCGGGCGCCGCCCGGGCUUCUGAGAGGGCCGACGAAGCCGCCGAGAUUGACGCCUCCGAACUAGUGCGGGGAAAAAUCUCGUCGGCUGUGCUUCGAGCGGGAAAAGCAAACUACUUCGCGAAUCUGGCGCUGUUCCCGGGACGAUUCGAGUUUCUGGGGUUCCUUCCGGAGAACACGCAGGGCUUGAUAGUGCAGCCUCUAGGCGACGAAGGAUUAUUGCUAGCAGCGACUGAUACCGUUCGAGGCUUUGUUCCAAAAGACCAAGCAUGGAUUGCCACACUUGGAGAGAAACUAGACACCACCUUACAAGAUUGGAAAGAUGGAGACGAAAAGGUUGUUGAGGAGACACCCCCCAAACGGACGUUAACAUCUUUGUAACAGUGCCUUCAUCAGUUGACGUGACGUGAUGGGCCCAACAAUCGAACGUCCGCCACUUGCACGGCCAUACUAUGAAGGCACUGUGAGGAUUUGCAUUGGCCAAAAUAUUAAAUGUAAUCCCUUGACUAGCCUGGUCGCGUCUUGCUUGGGCGGCAUCAUUGCAUAUAACAACGGUUCUACAGUGGAACUCCUUUGUACACGUGACCAAGAACUGCAAUCUGGGAGUGUGGAC